This is a messenger RNA of Paramormyrops kingsleyae, 4108 nucleotides long. Its product is annotated as potassium voltage-gated channel subfamily A member 2-like. Gene Ontology annotation, cellular component: voltage-gated potassium channel complex; axon terminus; membrane. Gene Ontology annotation, biological process: action potential; protein homooligomerization; potassium ion transmembrane transport. Lineage: Eukaryota; Metazoa; Chordata; Actinopteri; Osteoglossiformes; Mormyridae. The record is from RefSeq and is a predicted model, not a curated record. Gene Ontology annotation, molecular function: protein binding; delayed rectifier potassium channel activity.
UUCUUGCGGUCAAGCCAGAGAAUGUAGAAUUUGGCGCAGGUGAACAGCACUGGCAGAAUCACAGUUAGAAGCUUUAUUCUGUAAAACGAGGGUCUGGCUAGAGAAGUGCCGUCAACUGCAUUUGACACUUUGAUUAAAAGUCUUGACUUUCCUGAAGUUUGCGUGAUUUGGAAGGCCCUUCUUACCACUAAAGCAAUUUCUUUUAGGGACUUAAAAGUUCCUCUUUGGUGAGCUGCAUUCCUGUUGGUUGGCCAUUCCGUUUUACAAAAUAACCAAUGCAGAAUUGCUGCCAAACACCCGGGACAGUAGGAUAAUGGUACACUAAUGAUGGCUGUAAUAUUUUUUUCUGCCUUUUAAUAUUUGAUUGGAUGCUCCUGAAUGUUUUAAGUACACUGGCGACAGUGAUUCCUGCAGACCUGUCCAUGUAAAUAAAUAAAUAAAUAAAAAGGUGCAUCUCUGUUGUAUUUAGUUAUUAACAAAGUCAAUUAAAGACAAUUAAAUUAAACCAAACUCUUGAUAUCUGUGGGAUUUCAGAGUAAAUAUGCUGUAAUGUGCAUAACCUGAUUAUAGAUGCUUCUGUGCUGAAGGGAGCUUGUAUCUGGGUGUUUGCAUUUGCUGUAGCACCUGUACCUAAGAUGGCUUCACGGGGACUCACUGCACUUUUACGAUAACUGGUGUAGUUGAAGGCGUUGUCUCCAGCAGAGGAGACGUAAGGCUGGGUUUGCCCUGAUUCAUCUGCCCUGCACCUUUGUGUUUAGCUGUGGGUUUUGUGCUGUUAUUUCAGUCCUGGGAUAUGUCAACAUAUGCCAGCUGUCAUUGGAUUUUCUAAUGAUAUUCAAAUUUCGUAACAAACUUUUUUUAGCUGGUUGUUUGGCUGAAUUAUUUUGUCAUUUCUAACAUGUGUUUCUGGGUAUUAGUUGUAGGUUACACUGCAGGGAGACAAGAAGAAAGAGAAAGUUGUUGUACUUGGGUGGACUCGUGACAACUGCCACAUCGCUGAGAGUCCCCACCCUCUUCGGCCAGACUAGGCUUCAGGCUUCUCUGAAAACUGCAGGCCUCUUCCACUCCUACUCAAGGUGAACCCUCCAGCAGAAUGACGGUAGCCACCGGGGAUCCGUCCGAUGAGGCGGCGGCCCACCCGGGUCACCAGCAGGACUAUGAUCCAGAGGCCGACCACGAGUGCUGCGAGAGGGUGGUCAUCAACAUCUCAGGGCUGCGCUUCGAGACGCAACUCAAAACCCUCGCCCAGUUCCCCGAGACUCUGCUUGGGGACCCAAAAAAGAGGAUGCGCUACUUUGACCCUCUGAGGAACGAGUACUUCUUUGACCGGAACCGACCCAGCUUCGACGCCAUCCUGUACUACUACCAGUCGGGAGGGCGUCUACGGCGACCAGUCAAUGUGACUUUGGAUGUUUUCUCAGAGGAGAUUCGUUUCUAUGAGCUUGGUGAGGAGGCCAUUGAGAUAUUUAGGGAGGAUGAGGGCUUUAUUAAGGAGGAGGAAAGGCCUUUGCCCGAAAAUGAGUUUCAGAGACAAGUCUGGCUGCUUUUUGAGUAUCCUGAGAGCUCAGGGCCUGCUAGGAUUAUUGCCAUCAUAUCUGUGAUGGUAAUCCUCAUCUCCAUCGUAAGCUUCUGUUUAGAGACGCUGCCAAUUUUCCGAAACGAUGAAGAGGAGAUGCACAAGUCCUACCAUCCCUUCUCCAACACAACCUCCAGGUACCAGCCCACCUACUUCACCGACCCGUUCUUUAUUCUGGAGACCCUCUGCAUCAUCUGGUUCUCCUUUGAGUUCCUGGUGCGCUUCUUUGCAUGUCCAAGCAAGGCUGGCUUUUUUGUCAAUAUCAUGAACAUUAUUGACAUUGUUGCCAUCAUCCCCUAUUUUAUCACCCUGGGCACAGAGCUGGCAGAAAAACCUGAGGAUGGCCAGCAAGGGCAACAAGCUAUGUCUCUAGCUAUCCUGAGAGUCAUUAGGCUGGUCAGGGUGUUCCGAAUCUUCAAGCUAUCCCGGCACUCCAAGGGACUGCAGAUCCUGGGCCAGACCUUGAAAGCCAGUAUGCGUGAGCUUGGUCUGCUCAUCUUCUUCCUCUUCAUUGGAGUCAUUCUUUUCUCCAGUGCUGUCUACUUUGCCGAGGCAGAUGAGGCUGAGUCACAGUUUAUCAGCAUCCCGGACGCCUUCUGGUGGGCCGUGGUUUCCAUGACCACAGUUGGCUAUGGAGACAUGGUCCCCACCACCAUUGGGGGUAAAAUUGUGGGAUCGCUGUGUGCCAUCGCCGGCGUGCUGACCAUCGCCCUGCCCGUGCCCGUCAUUGUCUCCAAUUUCAACUACUUCUACCACCGUGAGACAGAGGGUGAGGAACAAGCCCAGUAUCUACAGGCCCCACCCAAGGCAGAUUCUACUGAGGACCUGAAGAAGAGCCGUAGUGGCUCCACCAUGAGCAAGUCAGACUACAUGGAGAUCCAGGAGGCAGUGAACAACAGUAGUGAGGACUUUCGUGAGGAGAACCUCAAGACAGGCAACUGCACACUUGCUAACACCAACUAUGUCAACAUAACCAAGAUGCUCACGGAUGUAUAACCACCACCAGAGAGACUGGGGCAGAGCUGGAGGUGGAGUGGGGGACACAGAUAGCAAUAGAGGGAAUCUUGAACAUUGAUUUGGUGGAUCGAAGAGAUGAGAAGCACAAAGAGUAAGCAGAGAACUUGCAAAAUUCCUGCACCCCCUCCUUUCCACAGUCUACCCACCCAGUCCAUCCACCCCGUAUUCUCCAUCUUGUCAGGUCCUUCUUAGCUCUGCUUCUUUUUAGGGUCUGGAAGGAGCUAAUUUUUGGGGUGUGUGCGUGUGUGUGACACUGGUUAAUAGUCAAUGUUUUGCUUGCAGCAGUAGCCAAACAGUAGCGCAACAAAGAGAAGCAUAGCCUUGCGGAAAGCUGACUCCUGUCCCUGCACCCUUCCUCCAAGCUUUGCUCCUAAUAUCUCCUCCCAUGCACCCAUCUCUGUGCUCUCUCAGAUCGCAUUCAAUUACACCUCCAAAGAAUACCUUCCCUUUUUUUUGCCGUCCAUGGCUUCCAUGAAAAAAAGUAAUACAGACGGUCUCAUACAGUCAUGGAGAAAGGCUACAAGGAGGACUGAGGGGUGAUAUAGCAGCCAAUCCAAGGAACAUUUUAGUGCACGAUAAAUGAGAGACACUUGGUGAUAGCCGUGAGUAACUCACUUACAGGGUCGACAAUUGCUUUUUUCUUUCAGCAGGCAGUGAUAUCCAACCUCUAUGACCAUCUGGCUAUGUUCCUCCUGCCAUGACCUCAGCUACUUGGAAAAUUGGUGUGGAUGUUUUUCUUACUGUGGGGUCUAUUCAUUUUUUAUUCUUAUUUUUUUAUUUUAUUUUGUCUCAUUGGUCCUUCUUAGUGUGCCUCCUGAUACUGCAUGAGCCUCGAGAUUUGCAACGGGAGUAAGCUAGGUUGGUUUCUCCUCUUCCUCCCAGCAGGGACAUGUUGCAUUGCCCUGUCUCUCUUCCUGAGGUAACAAAACUAAGGGGAAAAGACUUCCAAGUGCUUUAAAAAAAGACUUAAAAAUCAAUGAGCUUGGAUUACUUAAUUUUAUGUUACUUUCACCACCACUUUCUCCAUUUUGUCCCAUUCUCCACUGUCUGUAUCACAUACCAUAUUUAUAAAUCUCCCAAGCAGAGAUUGAGGGGAUCAUAUUGACAUUUAACCAACAUCACCGAUGAAUGAAGUGAUGAGUCAGCUCACUUCGGCUCACAUUUAUCGCAUCACUUCCCUUUGACUUAUCAAUGCAAUUAUAUAUUUUUUAUAACUCGUGUGGUAUCCAGAUAUUUUUUUUUCCCAGUUCAGUUCUUUCAUUCUCAAAACCACGAAAUGUUUUUGGGCUUAUAAAUAAAGGAGCUGCCUUCCCCUGAACUGCUUUUUGAAAAAGAAAAAGAAAAAAAAAAAACACAGAAGCUGUUCUGAUAUUGUACUUUUGCAUGAUCAAAACACAUUCCUUGUAGCAUGCAUUUCAGUAUGAAAGAAUACUGAAAGUGAAUAAUAAACAAUAAUAAGAUUAUUAGUAAUAAUUCUCUAUAUCUAGCUAAAUAUAUUUUUUAUCCCAGAUAUCA